CGGCGCGGUCAGAGCCGAGGUUGAGGUGCGGGCGGAUCUAGACCGAGGGCCAGAGGCCGAGACCCGCGGGGAUGCUGCCCAUCACAGAACACCUGCUGCACCUCCUGGGAGUGGAGAAGACCUCGUUCCGCCUGUAUGCCGUGUCUGGGCUCCUGCUCUCCCUGCUCUUCUUCCUCUUCCGCCUGCUGAUGCAGUUCCUGAGGCUCUGCUGGCGCUUCUACGUCACCUGCCGCCGCCUGAGCUGCUUCCCCCAGCCACCCCGGCGCAGCUGGCUGCUGGGCCACCUCGGCAUGUAUCUUCCAAAUGAGACGGGCCUCCAAGAUGAGAAGAAGGUGCUGGACAACAUGCACCAUGUGAUUUUGGUGUGGAUUGGACCCGUCCUGCCGCUGUUGGUUUUGGUGCACCCUGACUACAUCAAGCCCCUAGUGGGUGCCUCAGCUGCCAUUGCCCCCAAGGAUGACCUUUUCUAUGGUUUCCUGAAACCUUGGCUAGGAGAUGGGCUGCUGCUGAGCAAAGGUGACAAAUGGAGCCGCCACCGCCGCCUGCUGACACCUGCCUUCCACUUUGACAUCCUGAAGCCCUACAUGAAGAUCUUCAACCAGUGCACUGACAUCAUGCAUGGUAAAUGGCGGCGCCUGGCACAGGGCUCAGUGGUCUCCCUUGACAUGUUUGAGCAUGUCAGCCUCAUGACCCUGGACAGUCUUCAGAAAUGUGUCUUCAGCUACAACAGCAACUGCCAAGAGAAGAUGAGUGAUUACAUCUCGGCCAUCAUUGAGCUGAGUGCCCUGGUGGUCCAGCGCCAGUAUCGUCUGCAUCAUCACAUAGACUUCAUCUACUACCUCACGGCAGACGGGCGGCGAUUCCGGCAGGCUUGUGACACCGUGCACCGCUUCACCACGGACGUCAUCCAGGAGCGGCGGCGGGCACUCCACCAGCAGGGGGCUGAGGCCUGGCUGAAGGGCAAGCAGGGCAAGACCUUGGACUUCAUCGAUGUGCUGCUCCUGGCGCGGGAUGAAGAUGGGAAGGAACUGUCCGAUGAGGACAUCCGAGCUGAGGCGGACACCUUUAUGUUUGAAGGUCAUGACACAACGUCCAGUGGGCUCUCAUGGGUGCUCUUCAACUUGGCCAAGUAUCCAGAGUACCAGGAGAAGUGCCGGGAAGAGAUCCAUGAAGUCAUGAAAGGCCGGGAGCUGGAAGAGCUGGAGUGGGACGACCUGACUCAGCUGCCCUUCACCACCAUGUGCAUCAAGGAGAGCCUACGCCAGUUCCCACCAGUGACCUUGGUCUCCCGCCGCUGCACGGAGGACAUCAAGCUUCCAGAUGGGCGCAUCAUCCCCAAAGGAAUUAUCUGCCUGGUCAGCAUCUAUGGGACCCACCACAACCCCACUGUGUGGCCUGACUCCAAGGUGUACAACCCCUAUCGCUUUGACCCGGACAACCCACAGCAGCGCUCCCCACUGGCCUACGUGCCUUUCUCCGCAGGACCCAGGAACUGCAUCGGACAGAGCUUUGCCAUGGCCGAGAUGCGCGUGGCCGUGGCGCUGACGCUGCUGCGCUUCCGCCUGAGCGUGGACCGAACGCGCAAGGUGCGGCGGAAGCCCGAGCUCAUCCUGCGCACGGAGAACGGCAUCUGGCUCAACGUGGAGCCGCUGCCUCCGCGGGCCUGAGCACCGGCGCCUCCCUGCGGAACCCCGGGGGCCCAAGCCCCGCCCGGAGAGGCCCAGGCCCCGCCCCCGAGGGACCAGGCCCCGCCCCCAAGAUCCUGAGGGCAGAAACCACGCCCCUCGAAGUUCACGUUCGGCUCCCAGAAGACCAGGCUCCUAGGCGGAGAAGCCUGAUGGUGCAAGCCACGCCCCUCACGACAAGGCUCCGCCUCCUGGCGGUCUGGUCCU
Molecule: messenger RNA, 1892 nt
Organism: Zalophus californianus (California sea lion)
Lineage: Eukaryota; Metazoa; Chordata; Mammalia; Carnivora; Otariidae
Product: cytochrome P450 4F22
Exons: 13
Coding region: 72-1667 (531 amino acids)
Biological process (GO): ceramide biosynthetic process
Cellular component (GO): endoplasmic reticulum membrane
Molecular function (GO): iron ion binding; oxidoreductase activity, acting on paired donors, with incorporation or reduction of molecular oxygen; heme binding
Source: RefSeq, a predicted model, not a curated record